Teleopsis dalmanni is the source of this 881-nucleotide messenger RNA. It is a transcript of the gene veli, whose product is annotated as protein lin-7 homolog C. Lineage: Eukaryota; Metazoa; Arthropoda; Insecta; Diptera; Diopsidae. The record is from RefSeq and is a predicted model, not a curated record. Gene Ontology annotation, biological process: neurotransmitter secretion; protein localization to basolateral plasma membrane; maintenance of epithelial cell apical/basal polarity. Gene Ontology annotation, cellular component: cell-cell junction; synapse; basolateral plasma membrane. The transcript has 4 exons. Gene Ontology annotation, molecular function: protein binding. The coding region runs from base 214 to 801 and encodes 195 amino acids.
CAUGCAUUUGUGUUUGAAACAAACUGAAUUAUCGUGUGUGGACACAAAGUAGAAUGUUCACUAUAUUUUAGAAAACCAGCCUAAUAUAUUAUAGUACUUAAAUUUACUAUACUAAUAAUAUACAGAAAUUGGACAUUUUUAAUUUAAGUGGCUUACACGUCUAAUUGUUUGGUCUCUGUUAGUGAACAAUUGUGUUUUCAAUUUGUGUUUGUGAUGGCUGAAAUAUGUGAACCAUUGACAUUAGUUAGAGAUAUAAAACGUGCGGUAGAUUUGCUAGAGAAGUUGCAAACUAGUGGUGAUUUUCCUACUACGAAAUUGGCUGCGUUGCAAAAAGUUUUACAAAGCGAAUUUUUGAGUGCUGUACGGGAAGUUUAUGAACAUGUUUAUGAAACUGUAGACAUUCAAGGUUCGCAAGAUGUAAGGGCUUCUGCAACAGCUAAAGCAACUGUAGCUGCUUUUGCUGCCAGUGAGGGUCAUGCACAUCCAAGAGUGGUUGAGCUCCCAAAAACUGAGGAAGGUUUAGGAUUUAAUGUAAUGGGAGGCAAAGAACAAAACUCUCCAAUAUAUAUUUCCCGUAUAAUACCUGGUGGUGUGGCUGAUAGACAUGGUGGAUUGAAGAGAGGUGAUCAACUGCUGUCUGUUAACGGAGUGUCGGUUGAAGGCGAAAAUCAUGAAAAAGCAGUCGAAUUACUUAAACAAGCAGUUGGCUCUGUAAAACUAGUUGUUCGUUAUACUCCAAAGGUUUUGGAAGAAAUGGAAUUACGUUUUGACAAACAGCGUACUACACGUCGUCGUCAAUAAACAUAAAUGCGUUUUGUCCUAAGUUUUGUUCAUAUGCGUGCUUAUUUUAAAAUUGUGCUAUUUAGUAUUUUACGUAUAUA